CUCCCGCACACUGUUUCUAUGGGAACAAGACGCGUUGAGCCACGGGUUUGUAACCUAAAGACAACCUAAACACGAUCUGGCCUCCUUGUCGCUUUAUAAAGAGGAUUAUCCCCUGUUCAGCCAAUGAGAACAGCCUAGCAGUCAUCUGGUCACCUGGAUAGCUGGACCAUCAGUGGAUACAGCCACCCGGUCGGACAGAGAAUCCCCUGGCUGCAGCCGGACACAAUGAACUCGCGGCCCGCGGCUAUUCAUUUUGUUAAGUAAAGCAAGCCAGAGAUCGGACGCAUUGUAAUGAGUUAAAGCAGACAUGAAGGACCUGGCAGUGGAAUCAAAAGAUCACCAACUUACGGUGGCUCUACGGAUCCGUCCGCUAAAUGAAGCUGAGAUUGAGGAGGGGGCAACGGUGGUAGCCCAGCGCGUGGAUGACCAGAUGGUGGUUCUCAUGGACCCAUUUGAGGACACUGAGAAUCACCUGCGGGCCAACCGCUCCAGGGAGAAGACCUACAUGUUUGAUGUGGCCUUUGGCCAGCAAGCCCAGCAGGAAGAGGUUUAUCUUGCCACCACUAAGAACCUGAUUGAGGGGGUGAUCGCCGGGUACAACGCCACUGUCUUUGCCUAUGGACCCACAGGCGCGGGGAAGACGUACACCAUGCUGGGCGUGGACUCAGAGCCGGGCAUCUACGUGCGCACCCUCAACGACCUCUUCAAGGCCAUCGAAGCGGGCAAGGAGGACAUGGACUGCAGCGUCUACAUGUCCUACCUGGAGAUUUACAACGAGAUGAUCCGGGACCUGCUGAAUCCGUCGUCGGGUUAUCUUGACUUGCGGGAGGACGCUAAGGGCGAGAUCCGCAUCGCCGGGAUCACCGAGUUCUCCACCAGCAACGCCAGAGAGAUUAUGGCCCUGCUGACCAAAGGCAACAAGCAACGGACACAAGAGCCUACUGCAGCUAACAAGACCUCAUCCAGAUCGCAUGCUAUACUGCAGGUGACGGUCAAGCAGAAGAGCAGAGUGAAGAACAUCAAUGAGGAGGUCCGGAUGGGCAAACUCUUCAUGGUGGACCUGGCCGGGACUGAGAGGGCCUCACAGACCCAGAACAGGGGGAAGCGGAUGAAGGAGGGUGCCCAUAUUAACCGCUCCCUGCUGGCACUGGCCAACUGCAUCAACGCACUGAGCGAGAGGGCCGGACGCGGCGCCCAGUUCGUCAACUACCGGGACAGCAAGCUCACCCGCCUGCUCAAGGAUGCUCUGGGUGGGAACAGCCGCACGGUGAUGAUCGCACACAUCAGUCCAGCCAGCACCAACUUUGAGGAGUCCAGAAACACACUCAUGUACGCAGACAAGGCCAAGAACAUCAAAACCAAGGUGAAGCGGAACCUGUUCAACGUGUCGUAUCACCUGGCGCAGUACACCAACAUCAUCGCCGAGCUGCGCAAAGAGAUCGAGAGGCUCCGCGCCAAGAUCGACGAGCAGGGCCACGAGCAGAAGAAGGGCGAGAAAGCUGACAUCCGCGACGUGCAGGCUGAGGUGCAGGAGUACAGCCGUAGAGAGAUGGGCCACCUGCGUGAGCAGCUCCUGUCGGCCUUCAGAGAGCAGAUGGAGAUCAGACGCAGCCUCAUGGAGCUGGACAACUGCAGCAUGGAGCUGCACAUAGACACCAGCAGACACCUAGCCACCAUCUCAGACUGGGAGCGUGAGCGGGCGCGCCACAUGAGGCGUCACCGGGACAACCACCGUCACCGGGACAACCACAGGCACGGGGAGAAACGCGACCGAGGGAAGGACGAGGAAGAGGACGAGGAAGAAGACGAUGGGGGAGAGGAGGAGGAGGAGAGCGGAGGAGAAGAGCUGGUCGAGCCUCAGGACGUCACCGCCGCGCGCGAGGAGCUCGGCCCACUGCUGGCCGAACAGAGGAAGACCAUGUCCCUGAAGUUGGAGUUGGAGGAGAAGCUUGCCUCCAUGAAGCAGAAGUCGGGUCAUCUGGAGGAGCAGCUCCCGCAGCGCGUGGCCAACGCUGACCAGCGUGAGCUAUUGUCGCUGCUGUGCCAGACGCACGAGCUGGAGCUGGACAACACGGAGCUGCAGGCGGCCGCGCUGCGCCGACAGCAUGCGCUCCGCCACCGCGACUUCCUGCUGCAGCGGCAUGAGCAGCGCAGGCACCUCGCCGACGACAUCAUCCACCAGCAGCGCACCGUCAUCCAGGAUCACGGGCUGGUGGUGCCUGCAGAGCUGCAGCAACUGUACUCUCUCUACCUGAGUGAGCUCAACGAGGGGGGCAUGGACCAGCUCCUCAACCUGCUCACCAUCACCUCCACCAGCGUCACGAACAACUCCAUCCUGGCCGUUGCUAAGCAGCUAAAGCUGGACGAGCUGGUCUCAGAGAUCCUCCAUGUCCACCACACCAACGCUGACCUUUCACCUCAUGCUAACAACUCAUCCUGGCCGUUUGCUAAGCAGCUAAAGCUGGACGAGCUGGUCUCAGAGAUCCUCCAUGUCCACCACACCAACGCUGACCUUUCACCUCAUGCUAACAACACGAAGGGAACCGUAGCCGGGGCCAGUCACCAUGCCGCCACCGCCUCCUCCUCAUCAGGCCCUGACAACGACAGCAGUGACAGUAACGGAGUGUUCAGAUCCACCACUAAACCACGCGGCCCACGUCGCCGGCCAGUCUCGUCCAGCCCCCCGCCCGUGACACAGCCCACAGGAGGUAAGGUGGUGAGUGCAGUGAGUGCUGAUACUCUGCGGGAGAUCGCCAGUGACACCAAGAGCAUCUCAGUCAUUGCUGCCCGGAGGAGGUCACGCAUAAAGGCCAGCAGCAAUAGAGAGAGGAGUCGGUCCCUGGAGCGCGGCCUGGGCGCUGUCACUGGUGCCACAAUCGUCCCCAACGUCCAGCCACCUACAGCCGAGCCACACCGCGCCUCCGCUGCCACCAACACCACCACCACCACAACAACAACAACAACAACCACAACAAACGUCCCCAAGACUCCCUCCUUCUCCACAGCAACCAUAACCAAGGCAACGGGCUCGGCGCUGGCUGCGGUGGCCAGGCGAGGCCUGCGUGCGGCGGGGAGUGUGGACAGCCUAUCGGUCAGCACGCCCGAGGAGGAGCCCGGCACGGCGGAGAGUGGGCGGAGGAGGCCGACUGGCACCGGACACACCGGCCCCCGGAGGGAGCCGCAGAGACCGGAGCGUCGGAACGAGUCUCCGGAGAGGCAGCAGACACGACGUCGCCGCUCCAAGUCCUUCGACGUUAACGGCAAACGGAAAGCCAAGGUGGCCCCGUCCAAGAACCCUGUGUUGGAGAGCGUCUCUGAUAACCGCCUGGUGCGUCCCUCGCAGGCCACCGUCCAGCCCCUGCUCAGCAGCGCCGGGAACCCCGCCACUCCCCCUACAGCCAAGGUCAAACACCCCGUCUCCUAUCACACAGGAGAGAGUCCACUUCAGAAGCUGGAGAUCAGAGGCACUCCCCCCAGCACUGUCCACCAGAGGAACCAAGAGGGAAGGGUUGGACCGACGCUGCACAGACGUAUAAGGGCAGGUACCAUGGAGACCCCUGGCUCCAACCACCUCCUCCUGCAGCCUGGCAACCACAAGAAGAGCAGCAAUGGCGCCGGCAACGCCCGGCACAAGGCCAGCCACGACGUCACCAGCAAACGCACAGACAACCACCUAAAGAAGGCGGCUCCAUGACUACCAUAGAAAAUCUUAAACCUUGUUAAAGCCACUGCGGUCCUGUGCUUUUAAAAGAUCCAGUUAGAGAGGUGAAGCACACAAGACAAUGUAACUGCUGUUUGUAGAGGAAGCUGUGUGAAUUCGUAUUUGAUUUUAUUUCAUUUAAUGUUGUAUGAAAAAGUCUUCCCUUUUCCUUCGUUUAACAUCAAAGUGUGUUCAUGAGUCUGUAUUAGGUUUCUUAUGACCCUCAAAUCCUAAUCCUGUAUUAGAUAGACAUACACUGUCAGUUAUGUAAUUAGCCUUACUGUGUUGAUUACCAUUAGUGAUAUAGACAGUGAAUAUUAAGGCUUAGUGUUACUAUUUUAGGCCUACCCAGUGACUGAACAAACAAAAAACAACUACAUUCUCUUCAUUUCUGUGCUCGUCGUGUUUUUGUACGUUUGUAAAUAAUAAAAAAAAAUCUAUGUUUGUAAAAUAA
Messenger RNA from Alosa alosa (allis shad), 4154 nucleotides. RefSeq names its product kinesin-like protein KIF19. Gene Ontology annotation, molecular function: microtubule motor activity; ATP binding; microtubule binding. The record is from RefSeq and is a predicted model, not a curated record. Gene Ontology annotation, biological process: microtubule-based movement. NCBI's taxonomy places the organism in Eukaryota, Metazoa, Chordata, Actinopteri, Clupeiformes, Clupeidae.